Messenger RNA from Rhopalosiphum padi (bird cherry-oat aphid), 504 nucleotides. RefSeq lists its product as uncharacterized. The coding region runs from base 67 to 420 and encodes 117 amino acids. The transcript is spliced from 9 exons. The record is from RefSeq and is a predicted model, not a curated record. NCBI's taxonomy places the organism in Eukaryota, Metazoa, Arthropoda, Insecta, Hemiptera, Aphididae.
AUUCGACGAACUCAAAAUUAUUAAUUUAGUUAUUGAUUUCUAUCAUUCAUAUUAAUUAUCUACAACAUGGUCAACUAUAAUUUAUUAGUUAUUUGUUUUAUGAUUUAUUAUAUAUCUGUUAUGCAUGUAAAAUUUGCAGUGGAAGCAAAAUCUGAUUUUCAAUACCAGUAUAAAAAUUGUACAGGUGUUAUGGUUGAAUGCGGUUUGAUAAUACUAGACGAUGAACUUUAUCCUAAGGAUCAAGAAAAUUGGGAAAAUAUUGCUGUGGUGUUAGAUCCAAACAAUUUUGGUGAACCAGUACAAAGUUUUAUAAAGAAUGCGAAAAUGAUUGAAAUGGACAAACAACCUUGGGGAGGUCCAUUAUCAUUUUGUCGUAAAUACGCAAAUUGUGAAAUAACAUUAUAUUCAGAAAGGACAUAACAUUUGGAAUGUGUGUCAGGAUUGGAGAAAUAAAGAUUUUGUGUUUUUUUGUGUUCAAAUAAAUUAGUUAACUUUUAUUUUUUA